Molecule: messenger RNA, 1948 nt
Organism: Microplitis demolitor
Lineage: Eukaryota; Metazoa; Arthropoda; Insecta; Hymenoptera; Braconidae
Gene: odv-e66-2
Exons: 1
Coding region: 159-1844 (561 amino acids)
Source: RefSeq, a predicted model, not a curated record
AAGAAAAUUCAUAAUGUCAUUAUUGAAUACUGUAAAACUCCUACGUGUUUUGCGCAUUAGUGGUGUUACGUUUUGUAUUAUAUCCAAAACUACCCACUGACAAAAAUAGUUAUGAUCACAAAUAUGACGUGGAACUAGCACUGGUUAAUUCAGAACUAAUGACUUUGAGUAACCACCAAGAAAUAUUCAACGAAUACCAAACAGAAUCUUACCUAAAAACAUUUAACAAACAUUUCAUGAAAGGCGAUGUUCCCAAAGUAGGAAAAAUCGCGUCAUUUGGUAUCGCAGUGCUGGCAAAGUAUGCCACGGAUGACCAUUUGAAAGAAUAUUUACACGUAGCAGAAGAUCUAAUCCGAAAAGUUGAGGACAAAUUGGGCGCCAUUAAAAUCGGAUCCGAUAAAAAGGUUCCUUGGGGCUGUGAUUGGUUCGACUUUUCUGUUUUAUUGACACGGAUGCUUGCAAUGUACGAAUACCUCGGAGAAGACAAAGAAGUGAAGACGAUUUGUGGCCGUAGGAUUAUCGAAAUAAUUCCGGAACUUAACAAAUCAUUGGGCUGGACACGGAAUGGCUUUGAAUUUGUCUAUAUUGCGAUCCCGCGUAUGAUGACUAAUUACCUGAAUGAUCGUGAGUUGUAUGACUCGGAAGCUCGAGACCAAAAAAACCUGUUUGAAUCGCUUAGUAGGAUUUUUAACAUAACCUACAAUACUGAAGACGAUGGCAAAGAUGGUCUGUAUAGAGACGGUUCAUAUCUAUACCGAAGUGUAGCGACUUACUCAUAUUUAGCAUCGCUUGGGAAUUUUUAUGGGACUGUUUACCGGGCAUUGGGCUUUGAAACUAACAUAGAUGGCAAAGUGACUGAACUAUUGGACAAAAUUCAGCAUCCAGAUAUGGAUUUUGUACCCUAUGGUCUGUUUGGUCGGGAGCCUAAGAUAACUUGCAAUGAUAUUUUGAAAUAUUACUGGCCGAAAUAUAGAAAAAAAGCAAAGUUAGGCGUCAUUAUAUUUCCUUACAUUGGUCUCGGUGUAUUUAAAUCACCGAAAUUCGUAUUUUCGUUGCGUGUCCAACGUGAGGACAUUGCGGCCUACGAAAGCGAUCCAGAUAAUUUUGAAUUUGCCGCGGGAUGGAUUCAAAUGCGUAAAUUAUAUCUUACAGACGUCGAUUACAGUAAAUAUGAAAAUGUAAUGAAAUGGCCUGAACUUAAAUUACAACCAGGUGUGAUAUCAUUUGUCGAUGAUAAAUACAAUAAAUUUGACAAUUUGAAACCUGCAACCGGAUCAUUGGCUCAUUUAUGCCAAGACGUCAGAUCGUACAUCGGACAUUUGACUGAUGAUAAUAAAAACUUGUUAUUCUGGAUCAAUAAUUAUAAGUUUGAUAAAAUUUAUGGUGAUUCCGAGGUGUUGGAAUACGGAAUUUGUACCGAUAACGGUUUAGUAAUGCAUUAUUCCGUAGACAAUAAAUUAGAGGGUCGUGAAUUGAAACUCAGAGUAAAAGACGAUGAUAUUAAAGGCGAUCCCCAAAUGUAUAUUGAAACAGUUCCAGACUUAGAUGAAAACGGUUGCUUUACUUUCCGAACAAGGGGAACUUAUCGUUGGCGCCAAGUGUUUGAUACAAAUGUUGAACCUACUAGAAUAUUCAUUGAUUCAUUGAAGCGUGUUUCAUUUAAAUUCAAUGAGAAAUUCUUCGAAAUUAUUUUAAGUGAUGACAAAUUCUACUACACUAUUAAACGUGGUCUUGAUAUAAUUCUUGCUGGCAGCUCGCACAGCGAUCCCAAUGAUAGGUAUGAGUUAAAUGGCAAGAAUUUCAUAAGAAAUCCCAAUACUAUGAUGUAUGAAGUCGUUGAGUAAUUGGAUAUAUUUAUUGAAAACAAAUUUAUCAUAUUGAAUUUUUAAUUUAUCUUCGAGGAAAUCCAGGGAGGCAACAACCCCAGCAGAUCCGAAUUACCGUAAAU